UCGCUCUUUAGGCAGUUAAAGACAAACAUGACUCGUAAUGGCUCGUUAAUUACUCUGCAGAGACAGAGUCCGGAUUGGACCGACAGACUCACAGACAGACAUCCGUCGAUGCUGCAGCGUUAGUGUGCUCAACAAAGGCUCAGGCCGGGAGAGGGCCAUUUUACCAAAUACAAAGGAAGCAGAGCAGCGAGGGAGGGGAGGACUGUGGGAAUGACAGGAAUAGCGAAAUAUCUCUUUACGAAAUCGCAAUGUGCCAUCAAACCAAACACUGAACAAUGGGUGAGAAGUGAUCAGUCACGACUACAACAGAAUAUACAGUGAAACGACAGUAGAGCAAAUAAAUAAUUUAGAUGUCGAGCUGCCUGCUGUCAAAGCCGACUGCGCAUCACGGUGGCAAAAUGCCGGAACAGCACUGAUGAUAUUACGACCCAGACACUGUACGACGUAAUCUAUCCUAAUUUUGAAAACAGCCGUGAAAGAUUAUCGUCUGCUGAACUGAUGCAGUGAGAUUUACUGUAAUUUAGCUCAAAGAGAAAGAUUUUCAAUCUGUUUCAACCCAUGGGCCAAUUAGCCAUUGACUUUCCCCUGCAUCAUGUCACGCCGGAAACAGAAAAGACCUCAGCACUUUUACAGCCCCAUCCUCAACACUUCGUGGCUACUUCAACAUGAGGAGCAGUUGGCAGUGAAGUCCCUCACCUCUACUCUUGCAAAGAACUCUUCCUGCUCUUCCUCACACUCAACUCAAAGCCGCCAAUCUUCCUUAAACCCAAGCGCACCAGUUGAGAGGCUCACAACACCUUCUCUGACUAGAGCCAGCCAUCCUGUUUUUCACAUCCUUAGCCAGCCCAUACAAUUUCCUUCAAACCUCAAAGAGUCUCACCUUUUCCAAAUUUCUGACAUCCCAUCCCAUUCUACUAAUCAGUGUAUCACUACCACUGCACCAACUGUGCUCUCUACCCACAACCACACUCACUUACCCAUGGCUUCUCCAAAGUUAGGUGUGUCAGCAACCACAACCUCCUGUUCAUUCUCCUCUGCUGCUGCUUCUCUCUGUGUGCCUCCACACUCUAGAAGCCCUAGUUCUGUGCCUCAGGGUCCUCCAAGUCCAGUUACACCCUCUUCCAGCCCAAGCACAGUCCCCUCAGCCCCAGCAUGUGCACCCGUCAGUAUUGCUUUCAUAUUGGAGGAGCUACGUGUGCUGCAGCAGAGGCAAAUUCAUCAGAUGCAGAUGACUGAAGAAAUCUGUAGGCAAGUACUGAGAUUGGGAGGAGGAUCUUGUGAAGUGGAUUCAAAACCAUUUACACUACCAUCUCUGCCACAGCUCUGUUUAAAAGGUUCUGUUAACAACCCCAGACCUUCCCGACCAAAGCCAUCACCUCCCCCUACCUCUGUGGCUCCUCUUUUGGCCUGUUUCUCAUCCCUGCUACCCCCUCAGACCACCUCUAAGUCCUCCAAACAUACCCACCCUCUCUUGAAUGUCUUACGCCCCCAUAAAGCACAGUAUGACAGUGGUGUAGUUACUCCAGCAAGCUUCACCAGUCACACAAGUGCUUCCACGUCCUCAUCAAUGUCUACAACUGCUGCCUCAAACUAUCCACUCACACUUUCUCUUGGCCUUCCAUCCCAAAAAUCAUCCACCACAGGAGCUAGUGGACACAGUGGUGUGACCUUCCCAAACCAAUCUAUACCAGCAGCUGCUGUCCCUUCAGCCCCCUCACAGGAUCCAAAACUCUCUGCUCAAGGAGGUACGACAUCGUCAGGGCGUACGCAGCAUGCAUGCCGAUUUUGUCGGAAACUCUUCAGCAGUGAUUCAUCCCUGCAAAUACACUUGCGUUCACACACGGGGGAGCGUCCUUACCAGUGUCCCGUAUGCUUCAGUCGAUUCACCACACGAGGGAACCUCAAGGUCCACUUCUUGCGGCAUCGUGAGCAAAACCCUGAACUCUCUUUUUCAUUGUUUCCCUGUUCACUUUUUGCAUCUGUAACUGGGGGAUCGAUGGGAGGGUCAGCACAAAUGCAACCAAAUGCACAAAUCACCUCCACCAAUACAAAUGCUACUCAGAGGCAUCAAAAACAGCAAGAGGAUGAUCUGCGUGGUGACAGUCUUGAGGGAACUACUGCCUCAACACGUGCCACAACCUCAUCUCUUCCUCCUAGUAUUGACUUGGCCCUGCUGACCACGGCACACUCUCUCCUUCAGCUCAAUCGCGCCGCUGCUGCUGCGGCUGCUGCAGCCUCUACAUCCACUACCUCCUCAAUCACAUCCUCAUCACCUUCCUCUCUGGCCUCUACCCUUCUCUCAGCCCCUGCCUCAUCCACCUCCUCCAUUGCUGGGGUGUAUAAAGGAGUGAAACGCUUUGAUGAGAACACCCCACCAAUACCUACUCUGCUCCCCCAUUCUGCUUACUCACAGCUUGCCAAUUUACCCAAACUCUUCUUCCCAACAUCUUCCGCUCAGCAUCAUGCAGGCCAUGGGUUUCUCAGGCCAACAACUCCAGCUGGAUCCUUCCUGCCAUCCCCACAACAACACAUCACAUUCCCGUUCACAGCAUCAUCCACUACCCCAUCCAUCUCAACCCCAACCUCAGACACAUCGAAGCUGCAGAGACUGGUGGAGAAGUUAGAGAAAGAACCACAUGGUCAGUCACAUUGGGUUUCAUCCAUUGGGGAGACUUCUACCAGCAGCCAUAGUGCAGCAGGAGCAUUAAGCUAUAGCAGCAGUGGUUUAAUGAGCACAAGCACAAGUACAAAUGUGGUCACCUCACUUCCAUCAUCUACGAUCCAAAUACCAUCAUCCCUCUUCGGCAAGGAGUCACCCUACCUGGGACUUAUGCACUCUGCUGGGACACUUGCCCCUAAUCAGUGUAGUGUGUGUCUGCGGGUGCUAAGCUGCCCAAGAGCAUUACGAUUGCACCAGGCUACUCAUUUAGGUGAGCGACCCUUCCCCUGCAAGCUAUGUGGUCGAUCCUUCUCAACUAAAGGAAGCCUUCGAGCACACCUUGCCACCCACCGUGCCCGCCCACCAAACAGUCGUGCACAGAAUUCUUGCCCCUUGUGUCAACGGAAGUUUACCAAUGCCCUUGUGCUACAACAUCAUAUCCGCAUGCACUUAGGAGGACAGCUACCACCAGAGCACAUGCCAGAUACCUCAACAGGAUGUGAUACUUUGUCCCAUUCCGAGUCUAUUGAGCUCUCUGCUUCAGAGAUGAGCCCUAGUGCUACAGAUGUUCAGUUACUAAAUGAUCUACAAACCAUUACGGAUUCUAGACAUACUGAAUCCCUGGCUGUCAGUACUGCUCUUACAGCAUGUGCCAUAACCUCCAGUCUACCUGCUUCACUUAGCUCGGGUCCUAUACCACCUUUAGACCUAAGCCCUGACCCAUCCCUGAAUCCAACCCCCCUUUCACCUCCAACAUUCAGAGUUGAUCCACCUGAGCUCUCACUCAGUGCACCUUCUCCAGUGGAUUCUGCACCCUCCUUUGUCACCCCUGCCACCCAAUCAGCGUCAGCAAAAACUGGUCCUGAUGCCACUGAUGAACUAUCUUUUGAACUUUCCAGCAACACUGCCUUCUUGGAAGAUAAAAAGAUUUCAAGCUCCCCUGCUCUGAAGAAAGAAAGUCCGCAAAAAAAUGACUGUGAACGCAGUGAAAAUAGAUCUGUCUCACCAUCUGGAUCCAGAUCAAAUCUGGAGGAUCUUCUUAGUAUACAAGCUCAUAAUGCGUCCAAAGUUCCUCCACCACAUCCGGAAUCAACACCACCUUCUCUCCUUGUGCUGAGAUCUGAGAGUGCGUCUUCUCAUACAGUACGCCUAGAGGAGCCUGACCAAAGCCUUCUCCAAACAUCCAAAUUAAUCCCCCAAGAGUUCCCUAAGGAAGGAAAGAUGGAAGAUAAAACACCAAAUAAUGGACAAAGGACAACUCCAGAUUUGAGUAUUAAUGCAGAUAUGGUAUCAGACUCUGUAAACAAAACAAAUGAGGAUGAGACUGAGGAUCGUGACACACAUGUGCAGAAGACCAUAAAGGAAGCUCACUGUAGUUCAACUGCAAAAGAUAAAGCAGAUACAACAGCAACUGAAAUGGACAGAACAGAAUCAACUGUAUGCAUAUCACUGACUCCCAGUCUUCCACCUCCAAUGCCAGAGAAAAAAAUCUACCACUGUUCUGAAUGUGGAAAAGAGUAUGCAAGUCGCAGUGGACUUAAGGGACACAUGAAGCACCAUGGAGGAUUUGUCAAGGCACCCCGAGCUCUUGUAAAGACCAAGGGCCCAGAGAGAGUUUUGCAUCAUGAGCGUUCACAAACUCACCAUCUUGCAACCUUCCUGCCACCAGGACAUCAGUGAGUUUUUUGAACCAAGCCUUCCAGAAACAUCAGCAAGCAUCAGAAUGCUCUCCCCUAGACCCUGUUACAGGAAUCAGAAACAACGUAUUAAGAUGAAUUUAAUAGCUGACAAAAGGGAAGAAACCUGUGGACCUUGACUCUUGACUGAAAGAAAAAAAAACACAACCCCACACAUGUACACACAUAGAGGGUUAUUUCUUGGUUUUAAAAAAAUGUCCCUGAUCUUUAACCCAGAUCCUUUAUAUUAAUAUACCUGCAUUGUGUAUUUUAAUAUAUGUAAUGCUGUCUAAAUAUCUUAUAGUACUUCCUUGAAUAUUAUGUGAUGUUCUUUUAGAUAAAUGUAAAUUAUUUUGUCUGCAUAAGUUAAGAUGGAUUCAUUUACUUUUCCAAAGUGAAGAUCUUAAGGUAGCUAAGGAUUUGAGCAGUAGCUUUGGGUGAGGAACAGACCAAAAUUUACUAAGCCAAUGAUGACAUAAUUGAUCAUUUCCUCACGAAGAGUUAUUGUAUUGGAAUACCAUUUCUUUAUUCUUACAGAACAUUUAAAAAAUAUGCGGUGUUUUUGAUCAAAAUCCAUAAAGGAUGGGAAAAUUUGGAGGGAGUAUAUUUCAAAUGAAGGAAUAUACUAAUUACUUACUUAAAACGCACCUUGUUGAUACCUUGUUCCAGGGCAGCCAUGCGCAAAUCAUUGUUAUCAACUUUUGGUCAAAAAUUCAAGCUCAUAUCAGUUUUCAUAAUAAGCUCAAAUGUUUAAAAAUAUACCCUAAUCAAAAAACUUAAUACAGACAGUACAGCUGGAGCCAAGAGGAAGUAAAUGUUAAACUGUUUUAUUAGGGCAAACCAACUGUGAACAAGUGCUUUUAACAAGCGGAUAUUUUAAACACUUCAUAAAAUUUACAUUAUGUAAAUUCACAUGAAAUAUUUUUGACUUGUACUAAAUCUUCAGGAUUUUACUUAAUAGUUUACCAGUUGGAAAGCACCAAAACACCAAACUGUAAAUAUGACCUGUCAACCUAUGUCCAUUGUGUCCAUGUUUGUCCUGUCCAGCUGUACAGUAUUAGACAAUAUACUGCUCUUAACACCAACUAGACUAAAGAGUCGGGUAAGAUUGUUUAACAAGCCUGUAUGUCAGUGUAAGCUCUUGUUACUUUAAUAUUGUCAGUGUAGCUAUUGAAAAAGAUAGAAAUAAAUUGACUGAUUCUGAGAUGAACCACUAUGUAGCUUAAAAGGUAACCCUUUCCAUAUUUCUUGGUGGAAAUGUUUGUUUCUUUGGUGAUGUUUGUUCUUUGUCUGGAUACUUUUACAUGUACCUUCCAUAGAAAUGAAUUGGGUGUAUGAGUCUGACUGUGAGUUGUAAUUUCAUGGUACAGCUAAAAGAUAAAAAAGGAAAUAAAAAACAGUGUAUUGAUGACAAGAA
This is a messenger RNA of Onychostoma macrolepis, 5752 nucleotides long. RefSeq names its product spalt-like transcription factor 2 (gene sall2). Gene Ontology annotation, molecular function: RNA polymerase II cis-regulatory region sequence-specific DNA binding; DNA-binding transcription factor activity, RNA polymerase II-specific. Gene Ontology annotation, cellular component: nucleus. The record is from RefSeq and is a predicted model, not a curated record. NCBI's taxonomy places the organism in Eukaryota, Metazoa, Chordata, Actinopteri, Cypriniformes, Cyprinidae. Gene Ontology annotation, biological process: regulation of transcription by RNA polymerase II. The transcript has 4 exons. Bases 593 to 4339 code for a protein of 1248 amino acids.